ACUUCCGGCUCCGCGGGAGCGGGUGAAAGACGCGGCGGGGCUCCGGGUCGGGUUAGUUCGGUUCAGUUCGGUUUAAUCGGGUGUGAUUGAGGCGAAUCGCGACGCUUGGCGGUUUGUGCUGAGAGUGGCGGAGCUCCGCGGACACAGAGCAGUUUCAGUUCCCCUGCUGACCCCCGGCAUGCUGUGACUGUGUCGUGGCUGUGCUGAGGCUGAUCAGGAGCAGACUUAGUGUGUGGUGAUGAUGAUGAUGCUGUGUAGACUCCGCGGAAGCGUGAGGCUGGGGGUGAGUGUGUGUCGAUGGGCUCACACUAAAGAGAAGGGAAAGCCGCUGAUGCUGAACCCCCGCACCAACAAGGGCAUGGCGUUCACACUGAAGGAGAGGCAGAUAUUGGGCCUGCAGGGGCUCCUCCCCCCGAAAAUCGAGACACAGGACGUCCAGGCCAUGCGGUUCCAGAGGAACCUCCGCAAGAUCUCAGACCCCCUGCAGAAGUAUAUCUACCUGAUGGGGAUUCAGGAGCGUAAUGAGCGCCUGUUUUACCGCGUGCUGAUGGAGGAUAUCGAGGCUCUGAUGCCGAUCGUGUACACGCCCACUGUCGGCCUUGCUUGCACACAGUACGGACAGAUCUUUCGCAGACCAAAGGGACUGUUUAUCUCCAUUAUGGACCGAGGACACAUUCGCUCCAUCCUGGACAACUGGCCAGAAACUAAUGUGAAGGCGGUGGUGGUGACAGAUGGUGAGCGGAUUCUGGGUCUGGGAGAUCUGGGAGUGUAUGGGAUGGGAAUUCCGGUUGGAAAACUCUGUCUCUAUACGGCCUGUGCUGGCAUCCGGCCAGAAAGUUGUUUACCUGUGUGUAUCGACGUUGGAACAGAUAACCAGACGUUACUCAGAGAUCCGUUCUAUAUGGGUCUGUAUCAGCGGCGGGACCGCUCCCAUCGCUAUGACGAACUCAUAGAUGAGUUUAUGGAGGCGGUCGUGGAUAAAUACGGACAAGACACACUCAUCCAGUUUGAAGAUUUCGGAAAUCACAACGCCUUCCGCUUCCUGAAGAAAUACCGCUACAAAUACUGCACCUUCAAUGAUGAUAUACAGGGUACUGCAGCAGUAGCCCUGGCUGGUUUGUUGGCGGCACAGCGUGUCGUGGGGAAACCAAUCACUGAGCACACUGUGCUGUUUCUGGGAGCAGGAGAGGCGGCUCUGGGCAUCGCUAACCUGAUCGUCAUGGCAAUGAUGGAGGAGGGCAUGUCUCAGGCUGAAGCUCGGAAGAGGAUCUGGAUGUUCGAUAAAUAUGGUUUGCUUGUCCAGGGUAGAGAGGAGGCCACGGACAUUAAUCAGGAGGCAUUUGUCCAUCCUAGACCAGGUGAAGGUGUGAGAAGUUUCCUGGAUGCUGUUAAUGUUCUGAAGCCCACAGCCAUCAUCGGUGUGGCUGGGGCUGGGCGGCUCUUCACUCAUGAUGUCAUUAAAACGAUGGGUUCUCUGAAUGAGCGGCCAAUCAUCUUCGCCCUCAGUAACCCCACUGCUAAAGCUGAGUGCACUGCAGAGGACGCGUAUAGCCUCACACAGGGUCAGUGUUUAUUUGCCAGUGGGAGUCCAUUUGGCCCCGUUACUCUGGAGGACGGCAGGAUCCUGGUCCCCGGCCAGGGCAACAACGCCUACAUAUUCCCAGGUGUGGCUCUGGCUGUGAUACUCAGUGGAGUUCGACACAUCAGUGAUACAGUGUUCCUCGAAGCUGCCAAGACUCUAGCGGCUCAGCUGGGAGAAGAGGAGCUCUCUCAGGGCCGACUGUAUCCCCCCCUCUCCAACAUCAGAGAGGUGUCUCUGCAGAUGGCUGUCAAGGUGGUGGAGUACGUGUAUACUAAGGGAAUGGCGUUCCGGUACCCAGAACCGGUGGAUAAAGAAGCGUACGUUAGGUCCGUCGUCUGGAACAUCAACUAUGAUUCAUUCCUGCCUGAUAUCUACGACUGGCCUGGAGUCUCGCACAGCCCUAUAGUGGACUAGGAGUAGUCCUAAAGCCUAAAGCUUACACCCUAUACCCUAAACCCUACAUCCUCUAUCCUAAACCCUACAUCCUGUACCCUAAACCCUACACUCCCUACUCUAAAUACUACAUACCGCACCCUAAACCCUACAUACCUUGUACCCUAAACCCUACACUCCCUACUCUAAAUACUACAUACCGCACCCUAAACCCUACAUACCUUGUACCCUAAACCCUACAUCCCGUAUCCUUUACCCUACAUACCUUGUACCCUAAACCCUACAACCCGCACCCUAAACCCCACACCCUUAAAGCCAAACCCUAACCCAGAAGUCUUGGGGCUUGCGGUCUCGCACAGCCCUGUAAUGGUCUAGAAAUAGUUCUAAAGCAUAUACCCUGUGUCCUAAACCCUACACCCCAUACCAUAAACCCCACACCCUUAAAGCCAAACUCUAACUCAGAUGUCUGUGACUGGUUUAUACACUCUUGUAGUGGACUAGGAUCAGUCCUACAUGCUACUCUCUUAAGCCUUACACACUCCUGUACUAACCCCUACCUGUACUACACCCUACCUGUAGACCCUAAACCAGAAAUCCUGGCCUGGAGUCUCACACACUCCUGUAGUGGACUAACCCUAAUCCCUAAUCCCUACACCCUGAACCCUACAUUGUGUGACCCACACGCUAAACCCUGACCCAUAAAUCUGCGUUAGAAACCUAUACCUGAUACCUUAAUCUCUAAUCCCUAAACCCUAACCCAGAAGACUGAGACUGGCCCAGAGUCUCACAGAACCUUCACAGUGGACUAGACAGUCCUAAACCCUCAGCCUCAGCUCUGAGUCUGGUCCUAAUCUCGACUUUAGCUUUCACUCCAGACCUUCUGCAGAUCAAAAGAAUAAAAGAACAAGUUUAUCUUCUGUUGUA
Molecule: messenger RNA, 2899 nt
Organism: Pygocentrus nattereri (red-bellied piranha)
Lineage: Eukaryota; Metazoa; Chordata; Actinopteri; Characiformes; Serrasalmidae
Gene: me2
Product: malic enzyme 2, NAD(+)-dependent, mitochondrial
Exons: 16
Coding region: 239-1996 (585 amino acids)
Biological process (GO): pyruvate metabolic process; malate metabolic process
Cellular component (GO): mitochondrion
Molecular function (GO): malate dehydrogenase (decarboxylating) (NAD+) activity; malate dehydrogenase (decarboxylating) (NADP+) activity; NAD binding
Source: RefSeq, a predicted model, not a curated record